Molecule: messenger RNA, 3939 nt
Organism: Knipowitschia caucasica
Lineage: Eukaryota; Metazoa; Chordata; Actinopteri; Gobiiformes; Gobiidae
Source: the annotation of a GenBank genome assembly
AUGCCAUUUCCUCCGCUGAUCCAUCCGUCUGUGUGGAGCUCAGGACGGGACCGUGUGGCCUCAGCCUCCUGCCCCGGGAUCCGUGAACACAGCGGCAGAAGAACACGGUACAGCCCGCGGGAGGAGCGACAGCCGAGCCGGGCCCCCACGCUUCUGCACGGCCCCUGCACGACCCCAGUCCCCUGCUCAGAGGAACCAGUCAUUCCAGCCAUGGCUUUGAAGAUUGUCAAAGGGAGCAUCGAUCGGAUGUUCGACAAAAACCUCCAGGAUUUAGUGCGUGGCAUAAGAAACCACAAAGAGGACGAGGCCAAGUACAUCUCAACAUGCAUCGACGAGAUCAAACAGGAGCUCAAGCAGGACAACAUCGCUGUCAAAGCCAAUGCUGUGUGCAAGCUCACCUACCUUCAAAUGCUUGGCUAUGAUGUCAGCUGGGCAGCUUUCAACAUUGUUGAAGUCAUGAGCUCUUCAAAGUUUACAUACAAGAGGAUUGGGUACCUGGCUGCCUCGCAGUGCUUUCAUGAGAGCACAGAUGUCAUUAUGCUGACGACUAACCAAAUCCGAAAGGACCUGAGCAGUCCCAACCAGUAUGACACGGGGGUGGCUCUUACUGGACUCUCCUGUUUUGUGACUCCUGACUUAGCCCGAGACCUGGCCAAUGAUAUCAUGACACUUAUGUCUCAUACAAAACCCUACAUCAGAAAGAAGGCAGUUUUGAUCAUGUACAAAGUUUUCCUCAAGUACCCAGAAUCCCUGAGGCCUGCGUUCCCUAGACUUAAGGAGAAACUGGAGGAUCCAGACCCAGGAGUUCAGUCCGCAGCGGUGAACGUCAUCUGUGAACUGGCUCGACGGAAUCCUAAAAACUACCUUUCUCUUGCCCCUCUCUUUUUUAAACUCAUGACCUCUUCCACUAAUAACUGGGUUCUUAUUAAGAUUAUCAAACUGUUUGGUGCUCUAACUCCACUAGAGCCUCGUUUGGGGAAGAAGCUCAUUGAACCUUUGACCAAUUUAAUUCAUAGUACCUCCGCCAUGUCCCUCCUUUAUGAAUGUGUCAACACCGUAAUUGCAGUGUUGAUCUCCUUGUCGUCCGGGAUGCCUAACCACAGUGCUAGUAUCCAGCUCUGUGUUCAGAAACUGCGGAUCCUGAUCGAAGACUCGGACCAGAACUUGAAAUACUUAGGGCUCUUGGCCAUGUCGAAGAUCCUAAAGACUCAUCCUAAAUCAGUCCAGUCGCACAAAGACCUCAUCCUCCAGUGUCUCGAUGACAAGGACGAGUCGAUCCGUCUCCGAGCUCUGGACCUACUCUAUGGAAUGGUGUCCAAGAAGAACUUAAUGGAGAUUGUGAAGAAACUGAUGUUGCAUGUGGACAAAGCAGAAGGAACAACCUACAGAGAUGAACUUCUGACAAAGAUCAUCGAUAUUUGCAGCCAGAGCAACUACCAGUACAUCACAAACUUUGAAUGGUACAUAAGUAUUCUGGUGGAGCUGACCCGGUUGGAGGGGACAAGGCAUGGCCACCUCAUUGCCUCUCAGAUGCUGGACGUUGCCAUUAGAGUUAAGGCCAUUCGAGUCUUUGCUGUUGCUCAGAUGGCGAUGUUGCUGGACAAUUCUCACUUCCUGACUGGCAACAUGCAGCGUAAUGGUAUCUGUGAAGUCCUGUAUGCUGCAGCGUGGAUAUGUGGAGAGUUUUCCGAACACUUGGAGAAUCCUGCUCAAACACUUGAAGCAAUGCUGCGUCCCAAAGUGGCCACUCUCCCGGGUCACAUUCAGGCUGUGUAUGUGCAGAAUGCAGCCAAACUGUUUGCCACAGUGUUGAAGAGUCAAGAAGGAAACACUGAGAGCACCGCCACUCAGGAAAACAUCCAGCUAAUGAUUGACAGACUGCCGCUCUUUGUGCAGAGUGCAAACCUGGAGGUGCAGGAGAGGGCUUCCUGCAUCCUACAACUUGUCAAGUACAUCCAAAAGCUCCAACAGAAGGAUGUGGAAGUAGCUGAGGAGGUUGGUGCAUUGUUUGCCGGAGAACUCAACCCUGUUGCCCCAAAAGCACAGAAGAAAGUGCCUGUUCCUGAAGGCCUGGACCUGGAUGCCUGGAUAAAUGAACCUCCCUCUGAGAGCGAGUCUGAAGAUGAGCAGCCCAAGGCUAUUUUUACCAAGGAAGAACCCAAACACUCUCGACCUCGCCACACAGAGGUGGACGAGAAGGAGCUGGCAAGGAGGAGAGAAGUGAGAAAGCAAGAGCAAGCCAAUAAUCCAUUUUACAUCAAGGCCUCUCCAUCUUCUCAAAAGGUGUAUCAAGAGGCCCUGGGAGUGGAGCACAUUCCAGUUGUUCAGAUCGAUCUUAGUGUGCCUCUCAAAGUUCCAGGUAUGCCAAUGUCUGAACAGUACUGUAAACUGGAGGAGGAGCGACGGAUGAAGGAAAAGGCAGAUAAAAAGAAGAAGGAAAAGAAAAAGAGGAAAGAAAAGCGGAGCGGUCGAGGAAAACGGCACGACUCCGGUCCAGAGAGCGAGGAAGACAUCACGCCUGCACAACAGGUGGACAUCGUGACAGAGGAGAUGCCAGAGAAUGCCUUACCCAGUGACGAUGAUGAGAAGGACCCAAAUGACCCUCAUAAAGCCCUGGAUAUCGACCUGGACAAUUUGUCGGAAAUGACGGGUCGCAGGCCUCUCGCAGACAGUGAAAAGCUGCCUGUCAGGUCGCAUCGUGCUGCAGAGUCGUCAAAGAGCCCGGGUGAAGACGGGGAGGCGGAGAGCACGCCACUCGAGCCUAAGAAGAAAAGUGGCAAAGACAAGAAGGAGAAGAAGAAGGAUAAAGACAGGGACAGAAAAAAGAGUAAAGAGGAGAAAAAGAAGAAGAAGCACAAACAUGAAGAAAAGGAGGAAGAUCUGCUCAGAGGUGAAGCCGAGGCUCCUGCGGCAGAAUCUGAGGAGGUCCAUGACGCGUCCGCACUGCCCACGAGCGCCGAGCCAGAGGAAGCCAAGUCCGUAGCAGAAGUGUCCCCUGUGGCUGAGGCUGCCCCCGGUCCAGCCCCAGACUCCGAUGAACCCAAAGAGACUGAACCUGGGGAACCUAAAUCUUCCAAACAAAAGAAAAAGAAGCAGAAAAAGGAAAAGGAAGACAAGGAUAAGAAAAAGAAAAAGAAACACCACCAUCAUCAUCACCGCGAUGCAGCAGCCGAUGAGUCCGUGCAGAACGGGACAGUGGAGGAGGAAGAGGAGGAGGAGCCUCUGCCGCCCAUGUCUAACUACAACCUGCUGGCUGAGAACUCCUACAUUAAGAUGGUCUAUGACAUUCAAGGAAACUUGCAAGAUGGGAGUCAGGUUGUAGUGUCGGUAAUAUUUGAAAACAAGUGUGAAAGCUUUUUAAAGUCUAUGGAGUUCAAUGUUCUGGACUCGCUCAACUCCAAACUCCAGCGGCCUGAAGGCUCCGGUCCACACGAUGGUCUGGUAGUUCCAUUCCAGCUCCCACCUGGAAUUUCAAAUGAAGCACGUUUUGUCUUUACGGUGCAAAGCAUUGUAAUGCCUCAGAAAUUGAAGGGAACCCUCACUUUUAUUAUUAAGAAUGAGGAGUCCUCCACUCAUGAAAAACUGGACUUUAAACUGCACUUUACCUGCACCUCAUAUCUAAUCACUACUCCUUGCUACAGUGAUGCAUUUGCAAAGCUUUUGGAGUCCGGUGACCUUAAAAGCAGCUCUCUCAGACUGGAGAGUGUCAACAUGCCCUUUCAUCAUCUACUAGCCAGGAUCUGCUUCCAUCAUCACUUUUCUGUGGUGGAAAGGAUUGACUCCUGUGCCUCCAUGUACAGCCGGUCUAUCCAGGGUCACCAUGUUUGUCUGCUAGUUAAAUGUUCUGGUCAGAUUGUAUCCAUUGAUGCUAAAUGUGAUGAGCCGACGCUGCUUGGGAAUGUUCUGGACGAGAUCAAACUGACCUUCUCUCAGUGCUGA